AUGGUUGCUAUUGCUCUUCGAUAUUUCAACGUUUUUGGAGAACGUCAAGAUCCCAACUCUCAGUAUGCAGCUGCAAUUCCACGAUUUAUCGACCGAGCAUGUGUCAAAGGAGAAGCCAUUGAAAUUUAUGGAGACGGAAGACAAACUAGAGAUUUUGUCUAUGUGAAAGAUGUGGUUUGGGCCAACGUCUAUGCCUCUUUCUUUAUUGGAGAAUUUGGUGUAUUUAAUGUUGGUUAUGGCUCGUACAUUACCAUUAAUCAAAUGGCUGACAUUGUUGAAUCACAAUGUGCCAAAUUAACACAAAAGCCUGUGAAUAAGAGAGUGUACCUUCCACGAAGACCGGGAGACGUUGUCUAUUCGAUGGCUUCCGUUCGACGACUCACAAAUAAUGGUUGGAAGCCAAAAUACUCCUUCAAAGAAUCUGCCAUUCAAACCAUUGAAUAUUUCUACAAACAAUCUACUACCAACAAUAAUAAAUAA
Molecule: messenger RNA, 480 nt
Organism: Naegleria lovaniensis
Lineage: Eukaryota; Heterolobosea; Eutetramitea; Acrasida; Naegleriidae
Exons: 1
Coding region: 1-480 (159 amino acids)
Source: RefSeq, a predicted model, not a curated record